This is a messenger RNA of Motacilla alba alba, 6283 nucleotides long. RefSeq names its product 1-aminocyclopropane-1-carboxylate synthase homolog (inactive) (gene ACCS). The coding region runs from base 333 to 3014 and encodes 893 amino acids. Lineage: Eukaryota; Metazoa; Chordata; Aves; Passeriformes; Motacillidae. The record is from RefSeq and is a predicted model, not a curated record. The transcript has 16 exons. Gene Ontology annotation, biological process: amino acid metabolic process; biosynthetic process. Gene Ontology annotation, molecular function: pyridoxal phosphate binding; transaminase activity.
CGGAGCCCGGCCCGGCCCCGGGAGCGCGACAAGCGCCUGGCACGGGAUAAAGUUAUCCCGGAAUAAGGCUGCACGCAUGUGCGUCACCCCGGAUGUGAACAUGCCGGCCCGGCUCCCCGCUAGCUCGCUCCGCCUGGCUCCAGCGGAUGGGCUGAGCCGUGCCGAGCCGAGCCGUGCCGUGCCGAGCCGUGCCCGAGGCCCUGCAGCCCUAUAGGGGCUGGGGGAGGCCGGGCCGCCCGGGCGCCCUCGAGGGCCGAGGUGCGAAAGCCCUCCCGGCGAGACGGGGGCAGGUGCGCAGCCCGGGGCGAGCGGCGGGCGGGGCCCCGGGAGCGAUGGAUUUUCGUGGGAAGAAGUACGAGCGCGGCAGUAACUGGUCGGACCCCGAGGUGGUGGAGCUGCUGCAGCUCUGGGCCGACGAGUCGGUGCAGAUAGAGCUGGAGAGCUGCUUGCGCAACCAGCACGUCUUCAACCGUAUCGCCGAGGUGCUGCGGGAGAAGGGCAUCCACCGGACGGGAGACCAGUGCCGGGAGAAGAUCAAGAAGAUGAAGCUGGAGUACCGGCGGAUCAAGGACAAUAGCAAGGCCCCGCGGGGCGGGAGGACGUGGAAGUUCUACGAGGUGAUGGACCGGGUGCUGACCAGCCGGCCAGCCCUGGCCUAUGGCUCCCUGAGCGGCAGCAUGAUGGCUCAGCAGGUGCUGCAGGGCAGCAUGGUGGAGAGCUACCACCACCAGUUCACCACCUCUGCCCUGCCCUUUGGACACUCCCAGCACCCCGAGUUGAUGGAAAUCAAAUGUGAGGAGGUGAACUCUGAUGACCACAGCUUGACCCCAGAGCCCCCACAAGCCAUGACUUACCAGCAGGGCUCCCCUGAAGAACAGGAGAUGGAGAGAGCCUUCUUGGAGAGGGCCCAAAACGACUCUCCCAUCUCCAGGGUGGAGAUUCCCAUUGAAACCAGUGUUUCACCUUCAGGUUUCAGUGAGCCAAACAUGGCAAACUCAUCACGAAUCCAGAACGUUGUUCCCCGGCCGGGUUUCUCUGCCUUGCAUCGGCUGAGAAAGAAGCGGAAAGGCCAGCGCAUGAGGGACCCACUCGACGAUCUCCUGCUGAAGACUCUGACAUCUCAGCGGGCCAUGGAGGAGCGCUUCUUGCAGAUGGAAGAACGCCGGUUUCAGCGAGAUCUGGAUGUCGAGGAGCGUCGGAUGCAACUGGAGCAGCGCCGGUUUGAACUGGAGAGGGAACAUGAGUUUCGCAUGUUCAAUGUCUUUGCUCAAAUGCUCAGCAUCCUAAAGCAGAGCCAUAGUGGCUCCUCCUCCUCUGUUGCCAUGCCUCAGGGUUUGGACUUCAGCCAGGCACUGUCCGAAAUUGAGGGAAUGGGAGGAAGAGGGAGCAACCUGCAAGAGAUGAGGGUUCGGCCGCUUGCCAAGAGAAAGGUUGACAUGCACAACUUCUGUAACCCCAGCGGCUUCCAGAGAAGCCCCUACCUCUCUGCUCGUGGCAACUUUGCCAGUGCUUUUCAGGGCUCCACUGAGGAAGGGUACAAAGCCUAUCAUGCUGACAAGUAUGAUGAAGACAAGAACCCCAACGGUAUAAUAAACUUUGGCACCAGUGAGAACAAGCUCUGCUUUGACCUGAUGUCCAAGCGGCUAAAAGAACAGCUGACACAGGCUGAUAUGAAUCUGAUGGACCCUUCACUGCUUCAGUAUCCUGACUGGAAAGGACAUCUGUUUUUACGGGAAGAAGUGGCUCGAUUUUUGACCUAUUACUGCAAGGCCCCCGCACCUCUCAAAGCAGAGAAUGUGAUUGUUUUAAAUGGCUGUGGCUCUUUAUUUUCUGCAUUAGCUACAGUCCUUUGUGAUCCAGGGGAAGCUAUUCUGAUUGCUACUCCCUUUUAUGGUGGUAUUACCCAGAGUAUCUUCCUCUAUGGUAAUGUCAAGCUGGUGUAUGUCUGUUUAGACAGUAAGAUUACUGGAACAAGUACUCGGCCUUUUCAGCUUACAGUAGAAAAACUGGAAAAAGCCUUGCAGGAUGCCCGGGCAGAGGGUGUCACUGUAAGGGCCUUAAUUCUUCUGAAUCCCCAAAAUCCCCUUGGGGACAUCUACUCCUUGUCAGAGCUACGGGAUUACCUGGAAUUUGCUAAAAGACAUGAAUUGCAUGUGAUAGUAGAUGAGAUCUACAUGCUGUCAGUUUUUGAUGAAUCAGCCACGUUUCACAGUGUCCUAGGCAUGGACAGAUUGCCUGAUCCACAGCGGACUCACGUGAUGUGGGGCAUAACCAAGGAUUUUGCUGUUUCUGGGAUUCGUUUUGGUACUUUAUAUACAGAGAACCAAGAUGUUGCUAAUGCAGUGGCGUCUUUGUGUUAUUUCCAUGGAGUUUGUGGACCUGUCCAGCACAAGGUUGCACAGCUGCUUAGAGACAGAGACUGGAUCAACCAGGUGUACCUGAAGGCCAACCAUGCCCGCCUAAAAGCUGCCCAUACGUAUGUGACAGAUGAGCUGAAGACGCUUGGGGUUCCUUUUCUCAACCGCAAUGCAGGCUUCUUUGUCUGGAUUGAUUUCCGAAAGUACCUUAAGACAGGCACAUUUGAGGAGGAGUUGCUGCUCUGGAAGCGUUUUCUGGAUAAUAAGGUCCUCCUGUCCUGCGGAAAAGCCUUUGAGUGCAGUGAACCUGGAUGGUUCCGCAUCAUCUUUGCUGACAAGACCCACCGGUUGCAAUUAGGUAUGCAACGGGUACGCAAGGUUUUGGAAGAGCGUGAGCAGGAGAUACUGGCUGAGGAGAAGGAGCAGCCUUGUCAAUCAGAUCAGGAUGGCAAAGCAGAUAGCACAGAUGAAGUAAUUUUUGUAUCCCGCCACCAGGACCCUAUAUGUGCCAGUAACUCCAGCCUUGGUGACCUCAUUGGCCUCCUGCAGCAACAGAUGCGUUCAUCUGACUGGCUACAGAAAAACACAGCCGAGCAAUUUGCCCAGGAAAAGCCAGAGAUCUAUGAUGUGUUCAGCAAACUGGUGGGGAAGCAAUAGAGGUCAAUGUGCCUCCAGGGGCAUUCCUGAGCAGUGACUGACCCUGGGCCCCUAACAACUCAGUACUGACUUCCAGCAAAUAAUAUAUUUUCUGUAUAGCAAGAAAAUUACUUUUUAGGCCCCCCUCCUCUCCCCCCUGUUUGAGAUCUCUGAUUUGUACUAUAUAGUUGUGUUUCCUUGGAUUGGGGUGAGGGUAGGGGGGGGGGGGGGGGGGGGUCUUAUUUGCAUGCUGCUCUCUGUUCUGCAGCAUCAUUGUAUUUUAUAUUUAAUUUCUAAUGAAUAUGCUCUUAACUCUCUAAUAAGGUCCUGUGGUGUAAUUUUUUAUUCUUCUUCACACUUAAAAAAAAACAACUCUAGAUUGUUAAGUUAUGGGAAGUUUCCCUUUUCUUAAAUGAUGGUCAGAUAUAACUAUUGGGGGCCAGCUGUCUCAAAGAGGUGUUUUUGGGAGCUAGAACCUACUGUCAGCCCUGACUUACCCCUAGCUAAAGGUAAAUAAACAUGUGCAUAGAUUCAUCUUCAUGACUGAGGCUCUUAGGACUGUAGUCAUCUAGACUGAGUUCUAGAAAUCAUUUUGUUUCGAGUUGGUUUCCAGUCUGACCUCAGAUCAGACAGUAUCCACUGCCCUUGGCUGGUGAAAUGCCUGGUUUUGUUUCUAUUCUUCUUUUUUAUAUUGAUAUAAUUAAAGUGCAUCCAUUGGCCUCUUGGCAGAAUGUCCAGAAAAGAGCUACACAUGGAGAGGCAAUAGAAAGUAGAUGUUCUUUUUGCAUUUUUCUAUUCCUGGAAGUCCAUCCCUUGUGGUUAAUAACAACAUAUAUUGGCAAAAGGGUGCAGAGAAUGCUUCUGCCACCGUGAUAGGUGUACCUGCAGGGACAGCUGCUUCUGUCGCCUACCACAGGCAUCCAAGGACACACCUUCCACCAUUAUCACAACAAUGAAUGCAAUUUUUUUCUGCGUUCUCAGUUUGCAGGGUAAUUUUUUUUUUUUUUUUACUAAAUGGUGUUCUUCUGUCUCCUUCUCUUUCCCAUUUUAAGAAACUGUUUUCUGUAUGCUGGUGGUAGAGUAUUUCAACUGGAAGGCUUCUUUCACAGAUAAAAAAACUAUUUAACUUCUGGUACUAUAAAAUUUAGGUAUCCUAAAGGAAUUGGAGCUUGUUUUUCUGCAUACAUAUUAAUCCAGAGUUGAAGGAAAUUGCUCAUGAAAACUGAAUAGAAGUGUAUCUAUUCCCUCCUCAUAGAUUUUGGCAGAUGGGCAUGAGUGACAAAAGCACAUCUGCAUCAUAAACCAAAUUACCAAAGCAUAGGCAACAAAUAAUUAAUGCAACCACAGUUUGCUGUGUGGUGAUGGCAGAGAACUGCUUGGACAGGGGAAGGAAAGUCUGAGCAGUGGCUGAAGAGAAGAUGGUGCUGCUUGUGACUGCUGUGAGCAGUAACCAGCUCCUCCUUCAGUGAUGGGGCCAGGUUGGUGAGGUGAUGGGUAAGAUCAGUAUAAGGGAUAGUUAUAAACAGAGUAUUUGCUAACUAGUUUGGCAUUUGUCUAUGGACAAUGUUUCAAAGUCCACAAAGAAAGCUAUAGCAGAAGACAGGUGUCAUUAAUGAAAUGGGAAGUGAGAUGUACAGCCCAAUUACAAAUGGACCUCCUGAUUUUCCCCCUCUUAUUUAUGUACCUCAAGGAGGACAUGAGCAACAAAAUUUUAGGGAUCAAGCUCUUUGAAAUCAAAAUCCAGGUAAGACAAUAGUUAAAGUGAUAUUUUAGGGGAUCUCUUGAACAAAUUCAACCCAUUAAUUACUCCUCACUUCCUUUUGUUGUUCUAGUCAUUCUUUCUGUUGGGGUAUAUGAAUAUACAAUAGUAACAAUUUAUAUAAUAUUUUUCACGCAUAUAUAUUUACUGCUCAGGAAGCAGGUUUAUUGUACUGUCUCUGUGUGGAUUCAGCUAGUAAAGCACACCUCUGCAAUAAAGAGGGUAUGAUGUGCUUUCAGAAUCCUCACAGUUAAUACAGUAUGGCCAACAGUCACAUCUGAGCUUGCUGUAACUCAACAGAACACACGCACACUUUGUUGCAUGGAGUAUUUUCUAUGUUUUUUCAAGUUUACCAGCUGCCUGAGGACCUCUCCACUGAGGAAUGUUAGUUUGGUUACAGAAAAUAAAAAUUUAACUGGAAAUGAGGCAAUAUAGAAACAUGGUCAUGAGUCUGCUGUUGGAAAAAAAAGCGUUUUUUUGACUGUGCAAACCCCAUAAAUUUUGUAAAUGGCCUUAACUGGUUUACAAGAAGUGGUAAGCAUGUAGAAAGUCCUGUGCAUAUGUAUGCAGAAGCUAAGCCAAUUCCUAUUUGCUCUAAGAUUACCCCUGAGAGGAAAAACACAGGUUCUGCCUGUACAAAUUGUUUGUUCUUUCUGCUACCUUCAUGUUAGAUGUUUUCUCUGCUUGAUGUAUCUUGUAGUUCUUAUUAAUGGCCUUUUAUUUUUCUAAGUGGCAAACCUCUACUGACAAAAAACAUAGAGAAAAGAUUAAGGAUUCUCGCAUGCUGUCCCUGCCCUCACUAAUUAUUUUGACCUUUUUGUCAAGUGAUAGGCCAACAGAGCAGCACCUCAAAUGAAGCCAGAUCUAUGUUUUUAAAACUUCUGCUAAAAAAUCUAAAUUUAAAUUUCACCUAAAGCAGGAAAUGCCAUCAAAAUGAAUAUAACACUGUGCCUUCAUUGCUUGUAUUUAUUGUAAUCAUACAAGAUGAUAAAAUCCACUUUGCAUAAAUUUUUUAUGUUCUAGUUAUCAUUAAUUUGAGCACAGAAAGGAUCCUAGAUGGCUUCAUGGUCCUUGUCAUGUUCCAGUCACUCUCUCUCUCCCCUUCCCUCUCUGUCUCCCUCCUUUGCCCCCUUGCCCAUUCUGUCUCUCUUCUCCAGUGAAGUAUUCAAUACUUUUAGGGUAGAGGUGGGAAUUUCCUGUCCAGCACUGCUCUCUGUCAUAGAAACUUCCAUAGCAUACAUUUCAGGCAUACACUUGACAUUUCAUGUUUAUGGGAAGGAAAAAUCUGUGAAUCUCCAAAUUAUUAACUUGUGUUACAUUGCAGUUAAGCAGACAACGUAAGUGGGGCCCAUUCAAGACAAGUAUUUAUGAAAAAUCAUACAUACUUACAGGAGGAAUCUGUGAAAAUGGGUUUUCCCUUACAGUAAUUUAAUAGGACCUAAGCAAAAUAUCCGUAAGGGAAAGUAUUCACUGAUAACUUAGAGAGUUUUCCACCUUAACUGAAGAAGGGCAGUUGCUCAAAUGCACCAUG